AUAAGAGAUGAGAUGUAAUGCCUCCUCCAGUCCAUGCACACUUCCUCUUGCAAUUCGUGCAUCAUUCCUCAGUGGGAACCUUUAAACUCUAAAAUCCAAGAAAAGAAAAUAAAUACAUUAUCAUGGACCUGAGGGAUUUUUACCUGUUGGCUGCUCUGAUUGCCUGUUUAAGGCUGGAUUCGGCAAUAGCUCAAGAACUUAUUUACACUAUUAGAGAGGAAUUGCCUGAAAAUGUGCCCAUAGGAAAUAUACCAAAGGACCUGAACAUUUCUCACAUCAAUGCUGCCACAGGGACCAGUGCCAGCCUUGUCUACAGACUGGUUUCUAAAGCUGGGGACGCCCCUCUGGUAAAAGUGUCCAGCAGCACCGGGGAGAUUUUCACCACCUCCAACAGAAUAGACAGAGAGAAACUCUGUGCCGGAGCCUCUUAUGCUGAGGAGAAUGAGUGUUUCUUUGAACUUGAGGUGGUGAUCCUCCCCAAUGACUUUUUCAGGCUGAUCAAAAUCAAAAUCAUUGUCAAGGAUACCAAUGAUAAUGCCCCCAUGUUUCCGUCUCCUGUCAUCAAUAUUUCCAUUCCAGAAAACACUUUGAUCAACAGCCGCUUUCCAAUCCCAUCAGCCACAGACCCUGACACAGGCUUCAAUGGGGUGCAGCAUUAUGAAUUGCUAAACGGGCAGAGUGUUUUUGGACUGGAUAUCGUGGAAACUCCAGAGGGAGAAAAGUGGCCGCAAUUGAUUGUUCAGCAGAACUUGGAUCGAGAACAAAAAGAUACCUAUGUAAUGAAAAUCAAAGUGGAGGACGGAGGCACUCCACAGAAAUCCAGCACAGCCAUACUGCAGGUCACAGUCAGUGAUGUGAAUGAUAACAGACCAGUGUUUAAAGAGGGUCAAGUGGAGGUGCAUAUUCCAGAGAACGCUCCUGUGGGGACCUCUGUAAUUCAGCUCCAUGCGACUGAUGCAGACAUAGGCAGCAAUGCUGAAAUCCGGUACAUGUUUGGUGCCCAGGUCGCCCCUGCAACCAAACGACUCUUUGCUUUAAAUAACACAACUGGGCUGAUUACCGUUCAGAGGUCUUUGGAUAGGGAAGAGACAGCCAUUCACAAAGUGACAGUGCUGGCUAGUGAUGGAAGUUCCACUCCUGCCAGAGCCACAGUUACCAUCAAUGUCACAGAUGUAAAUGAUAACCCUCCGAACAUAGACCUCAGGUACAUUAUAAGUCCCAUCAACGGCACCGUGUAUCUGUCUGAGAAAGAUCCAGUCAAUACGAAGAUUGCCCUAAUUACAGUUUCAGAUAAGGACACAGACGUGAAUGGCAAAGUGAUCUGUUUUAUUGAAAGAGAGGUCCCAUUUCAUCUGAAGGCAGUGUAUGACAACCAGUAUCUGCUAGAGACCUCUUCUCUGCUGGACUAUGAGGGCACCAAAGAAUUCAGCUUUAAAAUCGUUGCCUCUGAUUCUGGGAAGCCCAGUUUGAACCAGACUGCCCUGGUAAGGGUUAAGCUUGAGGAUGAAAAUGACAACCCACCAAUUUUCAACCAGCCUGUAAUUGAGUUGUCAGUUUCUGAAAACAACCGACGUGGGUUAUACUUAACAACUAUUAGUGCUACAGACGAAGACAGUGGGAAAAAUGCAGACAUUGUUUAUCAGCUUGGACCGAAUGCCUCCUUCUUUGAUCUGGACAGAAAGACAGGAGUUUUGACAGCCUCCAGAGUCUUUAACAGGGAGGAACAAGAGCGGUUCAUUUUUACAGUAACUGCCAGGGACAAUGGGACCCCUCCCCUCCAAAGCCAAGCGGCCGUGAUAGUUACUGUUCUGGAUGAGAACGACAAUAGCCCCAAGUUUACUCAUAAUCAUUUUCAGUUUUUUGUGUCUGAGAAUCUGCCAAAGUAUAGUACUGUGGGAGUCAUCACAGUGACAGAUGAAGAUGCUGGAGAGAAUAAAGCUGUGACUCUCUCCAUUCUAAAUGACAAUGAAAAUUUUGUCUUGGAUCCCUACUCAGGAGUCAUAAAGUCAAAUGUCUCCUUUGACCGAGAGCAGCAGAGUUCCUACACUUUUGAUGUCAAAGCCACCGAUGGAGGACAGCCGCCUCGGUCCUCUACUGCAAAAGUAACUAUCAAUGUGAUGGAUGUCAAUGACAAUAGUCCCGUUGUGAUUUCGCCACCAUCCAACACCUCGUUUAAGUUGGUGCCACUCUCAGCCAUUCCUGGUUCUGUGGUUGCGGAAGUUUUCGCGGUGGAUAUUGACACUGGAAUGAACGCCGAACUUAAGUAUACCAUAGUGAGUGGGAACAACAAAGGAUUAUUUCGGAUUGACCCAGUAACAGGCAAUAUCACUCUAGAAGAAAAGCCAGCACCGACUGAUGUGGGCCUGCACCGUCUGGUGGUCAACAUAAGUGACCUGGGGUACCCUAAGGCUUUGCACACCCUUGUGCUAGUGUUUCUUUAUGUCAACGAUACGGCUGGCAAUGCCUCGUACAUAUACGACUUGAUCCGCAGGACUAUGGAGACCCCACUGGACAGGAACAUAGGAGAUAGUAGCCAACCCUAUCAAAACGAGGACUAUCUCACCAUCAUGAUUGCCAUCGUCGCGGGGGCCAUGGUGGUCAUAGUUGUGAUCUUUGUCACUGUUCUGGUGCGCUGUCGCCACGCGUCAAGGUUCAAAGCAGCUCAGAGGAGCAAGCAAGGUGCUGAGUGGAUGUCCCCAAACCAGGAGAAUAAGCAAAACAAAAAGAAGAAACGGAAGAAAAGAAAGUCACCCAAGAGUUCUCUUUUGAACUUUGUAACUAUUGAAGAGUCCAAACCCGAUGAUGCAGUCCACGAACCUAUCAAUGGGACCAUAAGCCUGCCUGCUGAGCUUGAGGAACAGAGUAUAGGAAGAUUUGACUGGGGACCCGCACCCCCAACAACCUUCAAGCCUAACAGUCCUGACCUGGCCAAGCACUACAAAUCUGCCUCUCCGCAGCCUGCUUUUCAUCUCAAACCAGACACUCCAGUUUCCGUGAAAAAGCACCACGUCAUUCAGGAGCUCCCUUUGGACAACACCUUCGUUGGGGGCUGUGACACGCUUUCCAAACGCUCCUCCACUAGUUCAGACCACUUCAGUGCCUCAGAGUGCAGCUCCCAAGGAGGCUUCAAGACAAAGGGCCCCUUACACACCAGACAGGUAAACGAGCACCUUUACUGGUCUAUAAGUACUGCAUACAAGUGCCCAGUCAACCAGUAUUAA
This is a messenger RNA of Peromyscus eremicus (cactus mouse), 3221 nucleotides long. RefSeq names its product protocadherin 9 (gene Pcdh9). Gene Ontology annotation, cellular component: plasma membrane. NCBI's taxonomy places the organism in Eukaryota, Metazoa, Chordata, Mammalia, Rodentia, Cricetidae. Gene Ontology annotation, biological process: homophilic cell-cell adhesion. The transcript has a single exon. The coding region runs from base 123 to 3221 and encodes 1032 amino acids. Gene Ontology annotation, molecular function: calcium ion binding. The record is from RefSeq and is a predicted model, not a curated record.